UGGUUCGAACAAUGCCAGCAGGGCAGGUGGCACCGUGCACAUGCUCAGACAGGCCAGAAUCCCGCCCUUCGAACAUUUUUGAAAUCAAAUGGGGCCACAGAGUGUCUACCAAUGACCAUUGGAUGGUCAAGCCCACCCAGCGCCUACUGAAUGCAUUCAACGUGCAGUGGAUCAUGACUGCCAGAGAAGCUGAGACACAGCUGGCACUGAUGAAUGGUGCCGGUAUUAUUGAUGCUGUCAUGACAGAUGACAGUGACUCAUUUGUUUUUGAUUCGACUGUCAAAUUGUAUACAACGAGUGCCAUUCAAGAGCACUCAGGAGCACGUUUCUUUAUCAUAUCCCCCUGGACUCGUCACUUACUACAUAUCCCAUCCAUGCAGCGGCACACCAUCAAAUUUGCACUGUCUACCACUAUAUCCCUACCUAGCUGUUUCUACAGGUAACUUCAAUCUCGCUCGGGCAUUUGUCCAAUAGUUUAUGAUUAUAAACCAUACAUUCUCUUCUAAUCUAUCACUGUACACACAAGUAUGCACUACAUAAUCUAAUUGUCUUGUCUCCAACCCAUGAACAGAGCGCUCAAGAGCUUCUCCAGUGCACCUGUAACCAUUAACAGAGCACAUCGGUACCUGGUGCAGGGAUUUGGU
Suillus discolor is the source of this 644-nucleotide messenger RNA. RefSeq lists its product as uncharacterized. The transcript is spliced from 3 exons. Gene Ontology annotation, molecular function: nuclease activity. The coding region runs from base 12 to 443 and encodes 143 amino acids. NCBI's taxonomy places the organism in Eukaryota, Fungi, Basidiomycota, Agaricomycetes, Boletales, Suillaceae. The record is from RefSeq and is a predicted model, not a curated record.